AUGCAAUCUGAAAUUGAUUCACUAAAGCAACGAAUUUCUGAACUUGAAGCUGAAAAGGCUGAGCUCGAAGCCAAGAAUGCCGAGCUUUUAAAACAGGUUAUGGAAGAGAGCACCAAACGCAAAGCUGAGAAUGUUGAGCUCAAAGCCAGGAUCGCCAAAUUGGAACAGAAACAGACGCAGGCUAUUACUAAUAAACAGGAGCCAUCUUCUACAAAAGAUAUUUCACUACUUAUCAAGAGCCAUUCUGAUGAGGAGAAAGGUAUUACUCCUAAUCCCUUGCCUGAAAUAGAACAUAUCUCAACCCAGGCCCAAAGGGGCGAAUCUUUAGAUUCAUCUGAAUCUUCAACGGA
This is a messenger RNA of Racocetra fulgida, 350 nucleotides long. The record is from the annotation of a GenBank genome assembly. NCBI's taxonomy places the organism in Eukaryota, Fungi, Glomeromycota, Glomeromycetes, Diversisporales, Gigasporaceae.